AAACGAGGAAGUCUGCGACUGGAAGCCACAGCAGCCACCCCAUGGCAGAAUCGCUUCCUGCAUAUCCGUAAGCUAUCCUUUUCCAUCCCUCCCAUGCCUUCUCAACUCCAUAUAUAAAUCCAUCCUCCGUCACCUCCCUUUCUUCCACACACCGCCUUCUCUUUAGCCAAAUAAGAAGCAAACAGCACUGCCGCGACUCCAUGUCUCUGCGCCCCUCGGCUCCCAGGACCUGCCGCCUCUUCUGGUGCUACCAGUGUCACCGCGCCGUCCGCAUCAUCUGCUCCCCGGCCGCCGACGUCCUCUGCCCCCGCUGCUACGGCCGCUUCCUGCACGAGAUCGACUUGCCCCGCCCCCGCCUCGUUGUCGAGCUCACCCCCGUCCGCCCCCUCCGCGACCACCCUCUCUUCCCCCCGCCCGCAUGGCGCCGCUACGCCGAGCUCGACCGUGUCCGGCAGCUGGACUCCGACGACGGCCGCCGCAACCCCUCCGGUUCUUGGAUCGUCUUCAGGAGGACCACGGAUGACCGCCCCGUCGACCCUGGCCCUCGGCGUCCCCUGACCCCCGCUCCUCCUCGCCGAGAAGAGCCGUCGAUUCCUGCGGCGGUGCGCCCGGCUGACUACUACACCGGUCCUAAUUUGAACGAGCUGAUCAAUGAGCUCACCCAGAACGACCGCCCGGGGCCACCGCCCGCGCCGGCUCCGGCUAUCGAGGCAAUGCCGACUGUCUCCAUAACGGAGGCCCACCUGACCGACGGCUCGCAGUGCCCGGUCUGUAAGGAGGAGUUCAGCCUCGGCGAGGAAGCGAGGGAGAUGCCCUGCAAUCAUGUUUACCAUUCCGAAUGCAUCGUUCCAUGGCUCAGCAUGCACAAUUCGUGCCCGGUAUGCCGGUUUCAGCUGCCGGGUGCGGGGAACGGCGGCGGGCAGGAGAACAGAGCUAGUGGCAGCUCGAACACAGGCAGUGGUCGGAGCCGCCGACAGGACCGAUGGAACCCCUUCUUCCAGCUGUGGCCCUUUCGAGAGUCUUUGCACACCGGGGACUACCAGUACCGGGGACUCGAGGAGCACGAAGACAUUUUUAGUAGCCCUGGUGCCUUCUAUUCAUGGUGGCGCUCUUUAUUUCUUCUCUAGCAGUUCUUCUAGUGGUGGAGUCAUUCUCAAAAGGCCAAAGGGAGGCCUGCUUAGUGGACAAAGGCAAGCAAAUGAUGAAGGUAAUAUGGCUGUGCAGUCGUCAAACGAAGGCUGGGAAUGCUGAUCCCAGAUCAUAUCCAUUGAAGCUUCACGGAAGAAGAAAUAUUGAGCAGAUAUUUUUACGAAGAAAGAACACAGCUACACAUCUUUAUGUAAUCAUCUGCUAUGUACAAGGUUAAUUCAUCGACAUAAGACCUCAAAAAAUAGUGGUCAAGGUGUAUCUCUUUCAAUGACCUGAAUGGCUUAUAAUUGUGAUUAAACAUUAUAUAUUGAUCUUAAAGGGAUCCAUUUAUCA
Molecule: messenger RNA, 1482 nt
Organism: Musa acuminata AAA Group (dessert banana)
Lineage: Eukaryota; Viridiplantae; Streptophyta; Magnoliopsida; Zingiberales; Musaceae
Product: probable E3 ubiquitin-protein ligase RHC1A
Exons: 3
Coding region: 201-1127 (308 amino acids)
Biological process (GO): protein ubiquitination
Cellular component (GO): cytoplasm
Molecular function (GO): ubiquitin protein ligase activity
Source: RefSeq, a predicted model, not a curated record